CGACAGCAAUUUCAAAACGCAAUCACUGCUCGUACGGUCCGGGGCCCGGACAUUAUCGCUCAAACAGCACAAAGCUAUAGCAAGUGUUUCUUUGUUUGUUUGUUUGCAAACAAGUGUUGCAGAGAAUGACCUCGAACUUAUUCGUGGUUACAGUGCUCCUGCUGCUGAGCGCAGCCGCGGCGUCGCUUCCCUGCGCGUUACGUCACUACCCGACCGGCUCGGUGUGCGUCUGCAAUGUGACCUACUGUGACACGCUGGAGCUCGUGGAACCAACGGUGGCCGGUGAGUUCGUGCUGGUUUCCAGCGGACGGGAUGGUAUAAGGUUCCAGCAGAGUCGGGGCAGGUUUGUGAACGCUUCGCAGGUGGACUUCCAUCCAGCGGUUAUGCGGGCGAGAUAUCGCAGAUUCAGCCGCAGCUUGAAGUCCGUUACGGUUGAGUUGAAUCGAAAGAGGAGGUUCCAGAGAGUGGCUGGAUUUGGCGGGGCGUUCACCGGUUCUGUUUCGUACAAUCUGAAACUGUUGAAACCGGAGCUGCGGAUGAGCAUUUACCAGGCGUAUUACUCGAAGAAGGUUGGCAUUGGAUAUAGUUUUAUGAGGAUACCGAUCGGAGGAUGCGAUUUUGACUUGAAACCGUGGGCUUACAACGAGCUGCCCAUUAACGAUGGGAAAUUGAGUAACUUCAGCCGCCUUGAUAGUCGUGAUGUACAGAGGAUCGAUCAAAUCAAGGAAUUGAUGAAUGUUACGGGGAAUUACGAGAUCAAAAUUAUGGGUGCAGCGUGGAGCCCGCCGAAGUGGAUGAAAUCCAACAACGAUUGGAGCGGUUCAAGUCGACUCAAGGAGGAAUAUUAUCAAACAUGGGCGGAUUACCACGUUAAGUAUUUGCACCUGAUGAAGGCUGCUGGAAUUGAUUACUGGGCUAUUUCGACCGGAAAUGAACCUAUGAAUGCGGUAAUUGGUUUUCUAUUCAUCCGAUUUAUGAGUCUCGGCUGGACUGCUCACAGUCAGGGCCGAUGGGUUGGAGCGCAUCUUGGGCCGACACUGAGAAAUUCGCCAUUUAAAAGCGUGAAGCUUUUUGGCGGGGAUGACCAAAGGUAUACACUUCCCUGGUGGUAUUCGCUGAUGAAUGAAGGACACCCGAAUGCGACCCAGUAUUUGGACGGAUUGGCGGUCCAUUGGUACUGGGAUGGAAUCACCCCACCGGGAUUGCUUGAUCAAGCAGCGAAUCUGUAUCCGGACAAAUUGUUGUUCAAUACGGAGGCAUCACUUGGGGAUAAGCCUUUCCAAACGCAUGGACCUAUUCUUGGUUCAUGGGAUCGUGCCGAAUCCUACAUAACUUAUAUUAUGCAGGACCUCGAGCACAGUGUCCACGGUUGGAUCGACUGGAAUUUACUGCUGAACGAAAUCGGUGGUCCCAAUUAUGCUAAAAAUUACGUUGAGAGUGCGGUCGUCAUAAAUUCCACUGGUGAAGAACUGUACAAACAACCCAUUUUCUACGGAUUAGGUCACUUUUCCAGAUUCAUAACCGAAGACUCUAUCAGAUUCGAGACCACCAGUAGUGACUCGGGUCUCGCAGUAGUGGGCUUUGAAAGGCCCGAUGGAAAAACAACAUUAAUUUUCCACAACAAGAGAUCGAGCCCUUGCGAGAUGACAGUCAGAGAUCCGGAACGAGGAACAACUCAGCUGCAACUUCCUCCCAAAUCAGUGCAUUCCAUUCUAUACGCCUAGUUGAAACUGUGACAAAUUUGGGCACGACAAGAAAAACAAUAAACCAAGCAGCGAAACAAACUCGGAACUAUCUGUUAACCUUCGACCCUAACCUCAAGCAACAAAUGAGCCGUGCAUUCUUAGGUGGAUGCAAUGAUAAUCCCAGCGCCCAAACAAAGAUUUGGCACGUUCGACAAAGCACCGUAUGUAUUCCCGUUUAAAACAACAUCUAUUUUGUCGGCAUUUGUCUGCGAGACAUGGUGUCCCGCACGGCCAGAUGAGGCAGCAUUUGCGUUACCAGGCGCGCAACUGCAAGACAAACUGUCACGGUCGAUUUCCAUGUGCAUGUUUCCUCUUCUCCCUCUCUAUUCUCCCGGUUGCCGGUUGAUUACACGAGCACAGGAACCCGGUGAAAGUUCCAGACCCAACAUUGAAACAUUUCCGCUGCCAUGACGGCAAGCAGACAGCUCGAUUGAUACAUAACAUGAUUCAUUUUCUGAAAUUGAUACACUGCGCUGUGCAACAUGUCGCCAGGUGCGUACCUCGGAGCUUGGGUUCAGUUGGUUUGCACCAUUAGACAGCUCCCAAUAAUCCGUGCGAUCUUUUAUUUUCUUGCUGGGCAUCCGCCUCCCCCCCCCCAUUCCGUAACACUAGACAACAAUGUUUUCAAACUCAUGAUUAAUGCGAUGAAGUCUAUGCGGUCUGUGAAAAAGUAACUGCCGGGGAAUGGAUUUACAAUAGCGCGGCCGAGCGAAAGGUCCCUCGAGAGACGCAUAAAUUAUCGGCGUAAAAACUGAUUAUGAUCCUAUAUUUGUUUGCUUUUGUACCAAUCCCCCACACCCCCGUUUUCUUCAACCCGAUCUACUCCACUCCGGCCCGGCAAGAUUCAUUCACUCUCUCCUUGAGAAGUGUCUUCGAAACGACAGCCGUUCUCCAAAAAAAAAAACAAAAACAAAAAUAAGAAUCCGCGCAUCAUCAAAUAAAGAUAUCAUUCCGGAAAAUUUAUAGUUUUUGAUGAGUAUAUUUUCAAUGUAAUUGAGAAGGAUUAGUGUCGCUGCCGCCGUCAACGGAGUGGGUGAGAAGAAAAAGCGGAAAGAUUGUGUGCGGGAUCUGGAUGUUGUUACAUCCCCCUCUGCUCUUUCUCUCUCUCGGGCUCUUCUUCAGUGUCAUGUUUUCGAAUUGUUUUUUUCUCUACUCGUUCAGAUUCUACAGGGCACAUUUCUAGUAUUUAUGAGAUGGGAUUUCGAAAAGUGUGUUUUAUUUUUUCUAAAGAUUUAGUAAUAAGCUGAAGAAAUGCAAAGCACGCGCGUCUUUUGGAUCCAGUCUAUUUCAAUUUGGGCAAAGGCAAAAAAAAGCAUUGCGCGAGCUGAGGAAAAAUUUUGUGAAAAUCUCCAACGGACGGCCCGAGUGUCACAAAAGAGCUUGAAACUGGACAGGAUAAUUACUUACUACUUUUUUUCCUCAAUUAAUUCGUAAGUAGUUCUUGGGUAAGUAGUCAAAUUAGUUUCCAGUCGAAGAUGGGUGAUUCAUGAGAUUGUCAAUGCACGUAGCGCACUUAGUAUGCAUCGCGAAUAUUCUUAAUUAAUUAAUUAAGUAAUUAAGUCUUCUAAAAAACCGGAACCUCAGUCAUGAUUGAUGAGAAGAUAUUGGUCAGCAUGUUCUUCAGAUCUUUCGUGACCUUGGAGAUUAGCUACUUCUUUGUUUGACAAAAUUAUUGGAAAUUAUUACAAAAUUAGGUCCUCCGUUUGUGGUUCGCCCAGCAAUUUUCUAUCGGUUACAGCUGGGAGCCUUUGGGAUGGUUGACGGACCUCGGUACAACGUCUAUCUUGAGCCGGUCCAUCUCCAGUGAUUUGUUGUCAGCCGCUCUUUCUGGAUGUUUAUCUGCUGCUCAGACACGGCCGGCCUAGACUGACGCUUCUGCAUGAAUGUACUUGUUCAUAGUUUGCUCCGACCGCCAUUCCAAGGCGCGGGACGAUGAGGCUACCUUGCUCUCGGUUUCCCUAGCUUCUGCUGUACUUUACGGUGGCUCGGCACUGUCUGACUAUCAACACCAGGCUUCCUUUCGACACUCUCGCCAUUCUUUCGAAGAAAGAGAAUGUUUUAAAUGCCGGAUCGACUAUAUCUGUGACUCAGUAUGUCCUACUUCUUCGCGCUCUGGGAGAAAUCGGCAGUACGAACAAAGUAUCGGACGUAGUUGUUUCAUAGUUUUCGCCAAGGCAAAUCAACUGAUAAGGGUGUCGAUGCAUUUUUGUAGAAUAAACCCAAUAAACCCCAAAUUUUUGUAGAAUAAACCCAACAAACCAACCCAAUAAGCCCAAUAAACGUAGUA
This is a messenger RNA of Toxorhynchites rutilus septentrionalis, 4032 nucleotides long. RefSeq names its product lysosomal acid glucosylceramidase-like. The record is from RefSeq and is a predicted model, not a curated record. NCBI's taxonomy places the organism in Eukaryota, Metazoa, Arthropoda, Insecta, Diptera, Culicidae. Bases 126 to 1724 code for a protein of 532 amino acids. Gene Ontology annotation, molecular function: glucosylceramidase activity. Gene Ontology annotation, biological process: glucosylceramide catabolic process. The transcript has 3 exons.